Molecule: messenger RNA, 932 nt
Organism: Triticum dicoccoides
Lineage: Eukaryota; Viridiplantae; Streptophyta; Magnoliopsida; Poales; Poaceae
Exons: 3
Coding region: 86-766 (226 amino acids)
Source: RefSeq, a predicted model, not a curated record
GCGACGGUCACUCGCCCGCCCCCGACCUCCCGACCCCCUCGCCUCUCGAACGCACGAGGGAACAGACGCCGGCGUGUGCAGAGCCAUGGGUAACUGCCAGGCGGCCGACGCGGCGGCGGUGGUGAUCCAGCACCCGGCCAGCGGCCGCACGGAGCUGGCCUACUGGUCGCUCCCGGCGGGCGAGGUCAUGGCCGCCAACCCGGGCCACUACGUCGCCGCCGUCAUCACCGCCCCGCACGCCGCGUCUUCCGAGGGCCCCGGCGGCGCCCCGCCCGUGAAGCACCUCAAGCUGCUCCGCCCCGACGACACGCUCCUGCUCGGCCGCGUCUACCGCCUCGUCAGCUUCGAAGAGGUGCUGAAGGAGUUCGCGACGAAGCGGCACGUCAAGCUCAGCCGCGUCAUGGUCAAGGCCAAGGACGAGGUGGCGGCGCCCACGAAGCCGGCCAAGCCCAGGCGCCGGCGUGGCAGCAGCGGCGGCGGCGGCGCCGACGCCGGCGUCGUGCGCGAGGAAUCCGACCGGUCGCUCGCAAAGAUCAUGCGCCAGUCGGUGGAGGAGGAAGAGGCCGCGGCCGCACCGAGCUCCGGGCGCGUACCGAAGGCAGGAACAAACGACAACAAUGGCGUCGCGGCGUCCGAGCCCGGCCUCGACGACGACGACGACGACUGCGACCUGGAGUCGCUGCUGCCGCCCGGGCUGGCGCUCGGCAGGCGGCUCGGCCGGCAGUGGCGGCCGGCCCUGCAGAGCAUCGCGGAAGGGCGAGACUGAAGCGGAGUAGUACACGGCCGGAUCAGACGCACGGCUCCGUCUCUCUCUGUGUGUAUGUAUGUGUAAAAUGUUGCGUGGCUGCGGCUCCAGAUGGAUGCCUAGUGGUAGUAGUAGCAACUGUGCAAGUAUGGGUCACUGGGUGUAAAAGUGUGUAACGUGACGGAUG